Neoarthrinium moseri is the source of this 1806-nucleotide messenger RNA. RefSeq lists its product as uncharacterized. The coding region runs from base 1 to 1806 and encodes 601 amino acids. Gene Ontology annotation, molecular function: oxidoreductase activity, acting on CH-OH group of donors; flavin adenine dinucleotide binding. The transcript is spliced from 2 exons. The record is from RefSeq and is a predicted model, not a curated record. Gene Ontology annotation, biological process: secondary metabolite biosynthetic process. Lineage: Eukaryota; Fungi; Ascomycota; Sordariomycetes; Amphisphaeriales; Apiosporaceae.
AUGAACCCACGAGAGUUUGAUCCAGAUGCACUCUUCUCGUCUGCAUUUGGUGUUCCAGGACGGGAUGCUACCUACGACUAUGUCGUUGUUGGUGGGGGUAAUGCCGGUCUGACUCUCGCAAGUCGUCUUGUCGAACAAGGAGUCGGUAGUGUUGCUGUGGUCGAAGCUGGGACUUUCUAUGAACUCAGUACUGGAAAUAUCACCGAUGUACCGGCAACUGCAGCAGCAUGGGCAGGCAAGUCAGUUGACGACUGGCAGCCUUUGGCCGACUGGGGUUAUGUAACCACACCACAGCUGGGAGCCAACAAUGCAUCACUCCAUUACCCCCGAGGCAAAAUGCUUGGUGGAUGUAGCGCACGGAAUUUCAUGAUUUACCAGCGAGCGAGCAUAGGAUCAUAUCAAAGAUGGGCAGACGCUGUUGGCGAUAACAGCUAUACAUGGGAUAACUUCUUGCCUUAUUUCGAGAAGAGCACAGCGUAUAGCCCUCCCAACAACAACCUAAGACUUCAAAAUGCGACCCCAGAGUAUGACUCGUCGGUAUCAGGCAUGGAUGGACCGGUUUCUAUUACGUUUCCUAACUGGGCGUACGCCUUUUCCACAUGGGCUUUAAAAGGCCUCGCUGCUAUUGGGGUCCCUCUUCGAAAACAAGGAUUCAACAGCGGCGGUUUGCUUGGAUCUGCAUUCACCACCUUCACUAUAGAUGCUAAGAAGCAGACUCGAGCAUCUUCUGAGACGGCUUAUCUGAGGAAAACCCUUGGAAACCCUAAUUAUUUUGUGUACCCGCUUACGCUGGCAGAAAGAAUCAUUUUCGACGAGUCGAAGACGGCAAGAGGCAUUAUUGUUAGUACGGAAGGCGAUAGCUAUACCCUCUCCGCUCGCAAGGAGGUGAUCUUGUCAGCAGGUGUGGUUGGAUCGCCGCAGUUGCUCCAAGUCUCCGGUGUGGGACCAGCUGAAUUGUUGGAAUCUGUUGGUGUUCCGGUUAUCAGUGACAGGCCUGGUGUCGGAAAAAACAUCGAAGAUCACAUCUUCUUCGGCGUUUCGCAUGCCGUAAACGUGGUCACGGCCUCGUCGCUAGGUAAUCCCGCUGUUCUCUCCCAACAAGAAAUACUUUUCGACACCAAAGCGGAAGGAAUGCUCACAAGCCCCGGGGCCGAUGUUCUCGCGUGGGAAAAGCUUCCUAACAGCACUCGUUCAAGCUUGAGCAGUUCCACAUUGGAGACUCUCGCUACAUACCCAGAUGACUGGCCCGAGGUCGAGUUCGUUACUUUUUCGUCUUAUUCUGGUGACGCCAAUGUCCUUACCACAGGCGAUCCCAAUGACGGGAAUCAGUAUGCCACACUUGCGGUAGCACUGAUAACCCCGCGAUCCAAGGGAUCUGUCAUGAUCACUUCGAAUGACACGAGCAUCGCACCAGCCAUCAACCCUAUGUACCUGACCGAUCGCGCCGAUAUAGAAGUAUCGAUCGGCGGCUUCAAAAGGGCAAGGGAAUUUUGGAAAUCUCAGGCUAUGCAAGACAUUGUUAUUGGAGAAGAGGCAUUCCCUGGCCCCGAUAUUCAGACGGACAGCGAGAUUGAAGCCGCCAUUAGGAAGAAUUUCCAAACUGUAUAUCAUGGGGCAUGCUCCUGUGCCAUGGGCAGGGCCGAUGAUACAAAUGCCGUAGUAGACUCGAAGGCCCGUGUCUACGGCGUUCAGGGGCUGAGAGUUGUUGACGCUUCUGCGUUUCCCUUGCUAGUGCCUGGACAUCCACAGUCGACCGUGUAUGCCCUGGCUGAAAAGAUCGCCUGUGAUAUUUCUGGCAAGUGUUAG